Messenger RNA from Panicum hallii, 1758 nucleotides. RefSeq names its product polyadenylate-binding protein 3-like. The coding region runs from base 1 to 1758 and encodes 585 amino acids. The transcript has 7 exons. Gene Ontology annotation, molecular function: mRNA 3'-UTR binding; poly(U) RNA binding; poly(A) binding. Lineage: Eukaryota; Viridiplantae; Streptophyta; Magnoliopsida; Poales; Poaceae. The record is from RefSeq and is a predicted model, not a curated record. Gene Ontology annotation, cellular component: nucleus; cytoplasmic stress granule; ribonucleoprotein complex.
AUGGCGUCGCUGUACGUCGGUGAUCUAGCUGGGAGCGUGGACGAGUCGGUGCUUAUCGGAGUCUUCAGCCAGGUCGCUCCCGUCGCGACCGUGCGCGUCUGCCGGGACACCGUUAGCGGCGUCUCGCUCGGAUACGGCUACGUCAAUUUCCACUCGCGCCAGGACGCUGUCCGUGCUCUAGAAGCUUUGAAUUUUGCUCCCUUGAAUGGAAAGAACAUCAGACUUAUGUUCUCAAACAGAGAUCCAAGCUUGCGGAAGAGUGGACGUGCUAAUGUUUUUGUUAAAAAUCUUGAAGCUAGCAUUGACAGCAAGAGUUUGUAUGACAUGUUUUCAUCUUUUGGCACCAUCCUAUCAUGCAAAGUUGCCACUGAUCCAUCCACUGGUCAGUCGAAAGGAUAUGGUUUUGUACAGUACGAGAGUGAGGAAUCCGCUCAAGAUGCGAUCAAUCGGCUUAAUGGGAUGCUUGCAGACGAUAAAAAAAUCUUUGUGGGCCUACACAUGCGCCGCCAGAAUAGAGAAGUCAAGUUCACUAAUGUGUAUAUAAAGAACUUGCCAUCUGAGUUCACUGAUGAUGAUUUGCGCCAGGAGUUUGCACCAUUUGGUGAAAUUACUAGUGCUGUAGUCAUGAGACAUUCUGAUGGUGCCUCUAAAUGUUUUGGUUUUGUAAAUUUUGAGAAACCAGAAUAUGCUGCCAAAGCAGUUCAAAAGCUCAAUGGAAAAUCUAUGGACGAUAAGGUCUUAUAUGUUGGAAGGGCUCAGAAGAAAGCAGAAAGACAGGCUGAGUUACGAGCGAAAUUUCAGCAAGGGAGCUAUGGUAAAGUUGAGAAACCUCAAGGGAUUAAUUUGUACUUGAAAAAUAUUGAUGAUAGUAUCAGUAAUGAGGAGCUGAAGAAGUUGUUUGAAGAAUUUGGCGAGAUAACAUCAUGCACGGUCAUGGUUGAUUCUAAAGGACGGAGCAAGGGUUCAGGCUUUGUGUCGUUUACUGCUGCUGAAGCUGGCUAUAGUGCUAUUAAUGGAAUGAAUGGUAAGAUGGUUGCAAAUAAACCACUAUAUGUUGGUUUGCAUCAACCUAAGGACCAAAGAAGAGCAAUGCUAACGGCACAUUUUGCUCAACGUAGCCUAGCCAUGGCAGCUGCUCCCUACGCUGCGCCCCAGCAGGUUUACGUUGGUCACCCUGCACCUGGGCAAAUCCCACAGCAGGCUCCUGUCUUUGGAUUUCCGCAACACUUCCCAGGGAUGGGGCCUGGCGCUCCAGUUAUGAUGCCACACAGCAUGCAGAGGCCACUGCAUCCUGGCCAGAGGAUGGGUGCUCGUCAUGGAGCAAUGUCGCCCCAGAUGUAUCGGCAGCACCAGAUGAUGAUCCACCCGAACGCCAACCAGGGCGUCAGGUACAUGCCGAAUGCCAGGAACGGGGCUUACCCUGCAACGCUGCCUCAGGGCUUCCCAGGUGCGGCGCCCUCUCUGAAACAGGAUGGCAGCAGCCUUACUAACGCUCUAGCUUCCGCUAGCCCGGAAGACCAACAGCAGAUGCUGGGCAACAAGCUGUACCCACUGGUGGAGCAGCUCGAUCCUGUCCAAGCCGCCAAGGUGACAGGGAUGCUGCUCGAGAUGGACAAGUUGGAGAUCCUGCACCUCCUGGAGUCUCCGGAGGCUCUCCGGGCCAAAGUCAGUGAAGCCAUGCUGGUUCUGCAGCGAUCCCAGGCCGGAGCCUCUGCCGACCCUACGCCCGCGGCUAACGCGCCAAGUCCGGACGCCUGA